AUAUACCUUAAAAAUGUAAACACACAUGUGUGAAGUGAAAUAUGUUGCAAUAAGUUUAUAAUACACCUGUGCUCGCAAAAAUGGGGAAAAAUAAGGCUAAAGGAAAUUUUGCUGGAUUUUCCAGAGAAGAACUUCUGGUUAUGACAGUAACAGAGAUUGUGAAUCAGUUAAUACAAGCACAUGAACAGAACAAAGAUGUUAAUUUAAAUAGACUCAAAUGUAAUGUAUCAAGUAAAUAUGGAUUACCAAGUCAACCAAGGUUGGUUGAUAUUAUAGCAGCCGUACCACAGCAAUAUAAAAAGGUAUUGGUACCAAAACUUAAAGCCAAACCAAUCAGAACAGCUAGUGGUAUAGCAGUUGUUGCUGUGAUGUGUAAACCUCAUAGAUGUCCACAUAUAGCAAUGACAGGAAACAUUUGUGUAUAUUGCCCAGGAGGUCCAGACUCAGACUUUGAAUACUCCACACAAUCCUACACAGGAUAUGAGCCAACAAGUAUGAGAGCCAUCAGAGCUAGAUAUAAUCCAUAUUUACAGACCAGACACAGGGUUGAUCAGCUAAAACAACUAGGACACAGUGUAGAUAAAGUAGAGUUUAUAGUUAUGGGUGGUACAUUUAUGAGUUUACAAGAUGAAUACAAAGAUUAUUUUAUCAGAAAUCUCCAUGAUGCUCUGUCAGGACACACCAGUAGUACAGUUGAUGAAGCUGUCAGAUAUUCAGAGAAGAGUAUGACAAAGUGUAUAGGUAUCACCAUAGAAACAAGACCUGACUAUUGUCUGAGGAAACACAUCAGUGACAUGUUAAAGUAUGGUUGUACCAGGUUAGAGAUUGGUGUACAGAGUGUCUAUGAAGAUGUAGCUAGGGAUACUAAUAGAGGUCAUACUGUUAAAGCAGUGUGUGAGUCAUUUCAGAUGGCAAAGGAUGCUGGGUUUAAAGUUGUAGCACAUAUGAUGCCUGAUUUACCUAAUGUUGGAUGGGAAAGAGAUAUAGAACAAUUUAUUGAAUUUUUUGAGAAUCCUGCAUUUAGAGCUGAUGGUUUGAAGAUUUAUCCUACACUAGUCAUAAGAGGAACAGGGUUGUAUGAGCUUUGGAAGACAGGAAGAUAUAAAAGUUAUCCACCCAGCACACUGGUAGAUCUGGUGGCUAGGAUAUUAGCUCUUGUUCCUCCUUGGACUAGAGUUUAUAGAGUUCAAAGAGAUAUACCAAUGCCAUUAGUUAGUUCUGGCGUGGAACAUGGCAAUUUGAGAGAAUUAGCCUUAGCUAGGAUGAAAGAUCUUGGAACUCAAUGUCGUGAUGUCAGAACAAGAGAAGUUGGUAUACAAGAAAUACAUCAUAAAGUCAGACCUUUUGAGGCAGAAUUAAUCAGGAGAGAUUAUGUGGCCAAUAAUGGUUGGGAAACAUUUUUAUCUUAUGAAGAUCCAGAACAAGACAUUUUGAUUGGACUAUUACGAUUAAGGAAGUGUUCUCCAGAUACCUUUCGGCCUGAGUUAAAAUCAGGCUGUUCUAUUGUACGAGAGCUUCAUGUGUAUGGUAGUGUGGUUCCUGUACAUGCUAGAGAUCCAACCAAGUUUCAACAUCAGGGAUUUGGCAUGUUGUUAAUGGAUGAAGCAGAAAGAAUAGCAAAAGAAGAACAUGGCUCCAGUAAAAUAGUUGUCAUAUCUGGUGUUGGGACCAGGAAUUAUUACAGGAAAAUUGGAUAUGAACUGGAAGGACCUUAUAUGACAAAAUCAUUGUGAAAAUGACAGAUGGAUUGUGAAAUAAAAUCUUAGCAAACUUUUAGGAAUGUUUGAGCUCUCAAAAAAUUCUUUAAAAAAUUCCUAAAACAUGUUUACAGAAUUUGUCAAAACCACAAACUAAAGUAACCAAGAAAAUACAUGUUUUACUUGACCCAAGGAAAUUGGCAUCAACAAAAAUAUAUGAAUCCACAGUAUUAGAUUAAUUUACAUUGAAAUACAUGUACACCUGUUUGAUGUUUUUUUCACUUCAAAUGAAAAUAUACUGUGAUUUUAAUCCCUAAAAUCAGAAAUCUGAAGCUCAUUGUACUGUUAUUUACUGGGCUGUUCCAGAAAUCACAAUACAGGGAGUUGGGGAUUGCAAGGCACUUUUUUAUGGCCAUCACUCUUCUAAUUGCAUUUUACUUUGCAUACAUAACAACACAAUUUGAACUUUGUGACCUGCCCCCACCCAUACAAAAAUCAUUAAAGUGCCUUCCAACCCCCUAUAUACUAUUUUCUGGAAUAGCCCUGAGAUAAUAUAUGUCUUUCAUGUAUAUCUAAGGUUAAUAAGAUUGUAAAAAUAUUCAUUGAUAUGUUACAUGCAAUAAAGUCACUCAAGUAACAAUGAGUGAUAGUAG
Mytilus californianus (California mussel) is the source of this 2350-nucleotide messenger RNA. RefSeq names its product elongator complex protein 3. Gene Ontology annotation, biological process: tRNA wobble base 5-methoxycarbonylmethyl-2-thiouridinylation. Gene Ontology annotation, cellular component: cytoplasm; nucleus; elongator holoenzyme complex. Gene Ontology annotation, molecular function: iron-sulfur cluster binding; acyltransferase activity, transferring groups other than amino-acyl groups. The transcript has 17 exons. Bases 81 to 1733 code for a protein of 550 amino acids. The record is from RefSeq and is a predicted model, not a curated record. Lineage: Eukaryota; Metazoa; Mollusca; Bivalvia; Mytilida; Mytilidae.